AUGUUGACCAUCUCAGUGCUGCUGCUGUUGCUCCUCUCCUCUCCUCUCGUCUCCUCGUCUCCUCUGGCCAAGGAUCAGUCGGUGUGUGCCAGGACUUUCUGCGGUGCAGGUCGAGAGUGUGAUUCGACCGAUAGAGGAGAACCCGUCUGUCGUUGUUUACAGCAGUGUGAUGGGACGGAGAACUGGGUUUGUGGCAGCAACGGCAGAACCUACAGGAACCACUGUGAGCUGCACAGAGACGCCUGCAUCGCCCAGACCAAGAUACAUGUGGAGCACAGAGGACACUGUGUGGAGAAACCAGCGAGGACAGAUGUGAGCCCCAUGGUGUGCUUCCUGUCGGAUCGUGAUUGGCUGAGAGAGAGAGUGAUCCAGUGGAUUCAGGAGGAGGUCCAAUCGAAUGUGACCUCACCCAACAAGCUCCUGCAAACCUACUUCAAGACGUACGCCAACGGGGAUUCAGAGCUCGACUCCAAAGAGUUCCUGAGCUUCCUGAAGCACAACGAGACGGCCCUCAACCUCACGUACUCCAACUCUCUGGAGACUAACACGCUGCUGAGGUCUCUGUGUGUUGAUGCUCUGAUUGAGCUGUCGGAUGAAAACGCAGACUGGAAGCUGAGUUUAACGGAGUUCAUCAACUGUCUCACCGCCGCCUACCGUCCACAGCAGAGAAAGUGCGCUCUGGAGGAUGAAGUGCUCGAGGACGGAGCUGAGACUCGGAUGGAGUGCAACAAGUGUGUGUGCGCUUGUGGGAACUGGGUCUGCACCGCUCUGACCUGCAAUGGGGAGCGUCAGGUGGAGGAGGACGUUAAGGAAGGAGCAGAAGAAGAAGUGACAGAAGAGGAGUGGAGCAGGAGAGUGGCUGACCUCAACGCUCUGCAGGAGGACAGUCACCACUGA
Molecule: messenger RNA, 897 nt
Organism: Cyclopterus lumpus (lumpfish)
Lineage: Eukaryota; Metazoa; Chordata; Actinopteri; Perciformes; Cyclopteridae
Product: follistatin-related protein 1-like
Exons: 9
Coding region: 1-897 (298 amino acids)
Biological process (GO): cell differentiation; regulation of BMP signaling pathway; multicellular organism development
Molecular function (GO): protein binding
Source: RefSeq, a predicted model, not a curated record